AUGAUCUUCCUCUCCACGUUCCCUGCCUUGUCCCUGCUCCCUUCUGCUCCCUCCUUCUCUGUAGAAUCGGUCUCUAUGUUGUCUUGUAUUUCCACUCACUCAUGUCCUCAUGGAGCUGUGUGGCUCAGUUGCUAGAGCAUGGCACAAUACCUUUUGGGGCCACCCAAAAAUGUAUGCAGGCAUGACUGUAAAUUGCUUUGGGUAAAAGUAUCUGCUAAAUGGCAUUUAUUAUGAUUAUUAUUAUUAAAUGUCCUCUCUCUUUCCUUCCAGAAGAAGCUGCUGAACUCCACCUGGAGUCUGAUGAGCAACAACACCAAGGGAGAGCUGGAGGGCCGGCUGGACUGCUGUGGCCUGCUCAACACCACCCUCAGCCAGAGGCAGUUUAACCAGGACUUUUUCAGCUGCACUGCUGUAAGGAUUGGUUGUACUUGCUUGUAAUACAUGUUCCUACAAAAUACAACUUGGAAAUAGUUGUACUUGUAAUGCAUGGGUCCUUCUGCUCAUACUAAAUAUGACUGGGGGAAUGGUAACUGUUUUUUACACCUCCGGUUUGUUCAUGAUUAAUCACCACAGGAAAAUGUAUUUCUGAUUUACUUGGUUUUAUCCAUAGGUAAUACCCUGUCACUGAUUAAUAUCUGCUGUAAUGAUCAGGGAAGCUCUGAACAUUUCUACUUGCUUUUGCCAGCGUAGUGUGUACCUCCCUCACUGUGGUUUAUCAGAGUAGUUGCCUGUUGAUCUAAUGUUAACAGUACACACAGCUGACACUGGGAGCGUGUCUCUUUCAUUGCAGCCGUGUAAUGCCAGGAACAACUGCUACGCCUGUGGUGACAUGAAGCUGUAUCACGCUACACAGGCUCUGAAGAUCCUGGGAGGGGUUGGACUCUUCUUCAGCUUUACUGAGGUGGGUGUCUGAGCGUGAGGCUUUCUUUAGGCACCAUUUGCACUUUUCACACGCUAUCGUGCCGGCCUGAACCCAACCAAACUGUGCCGGCUCUGAUAUUUUCACAAUGUCCACAGUUCCAGCAGCUAUUGUGGAUGGGCAACCAGGCCAGCUCAGUACAGCUUGUUUAGGCUUGUCUUGUUUUGGCUCAGUAAUAUGAAAAGCCAUGUUGUCUGACCACCUCCUUGUCUGACUUGUGUACCAUUCUCUUCCAGAUUCUUGGGGUGUGGCUGGCAGUGCGCUACAGGAACCAGAAAGACCCCAGAGCCAAUCCAAGUGCUUUCCUAUAGUCUGUCUAACUCAAUGUAA
Messenger RNA from Coregonus sp. 'balchen', 1249 nucleotides. The record is from the annotation of a GenBank genome assembly. Lineage: Eukaryota; Metazoa; Chordata; Actinopteri; Salmoniformes; Salmonidae.